GGGAGCCGAUCCCCGCACGCUGGGAGCUGGAGGGGUGGGUGCACGUCCACCCACCCAAGAGACUUCCCCGGGCCCCGCGGCAGUUCGCACCAAGACUUCACUCGAGUGCGAGCGAUGCCGAUUUGUCCGUAAUGUCAGUCCUUGUCUAAAGUCCCUCCCCGGGAGCCUGUGGCCCUGGCGACGGCGAAGUGCGCGCUCAGCCUCACUCAGUGAGAUGACUGGACGGUGCGAGGACGAGGGUAGGAAAUGACGGGAAGGGGUUUGUUCAGCUCCCAACGAGCAGGCCUAGACCUCCCAAACCAGCGGUUCUCAACCUGGGGGGCCAACCACCCUUUCACAGGGGUCGCCUAGGACCGUCGGAAAACACAUAUGAUGGUGAUUCGUAACAGCAAACUUAGUUAUGAAGUAGCAACAAAAGUGAUUUUAUGGUUGGGAGGUCACCACGACAUGAAGAACUGUAUUAAAGCGUCACGCGUCAGGAAGGUUGAGAACCACUGAGCGCUACAUAAGGUAGAGAGAACUCCUGCAGUGUUGGGAGGGACCUGGCCGGGUUGGCCCAGCGAUUAGAGCGUGGGCCCUCCACCGAAAGGGCGCGGUCCGAUGCCUAGUGAAGGGCCCUACCUGGCUUUACAGGUUCGAUCCCCAGUCCCUGUCUGUCGGGCUAGUGCGGGAGGCAACCAAUCUACACGUCUCUGACAUCGAUGUCUUUUUCCUCAUCCCUCCCUCCCACUCUAUCUAAAAGAUCAAUGGGGGAGGGGGGUAUCCUGGGGUCAUUUAGAGCCUCCUGCGAUUGGAGCGAGUUGGCAGGACAUUCCUCAACUCGGAACGCAGUUUCUGCAGAGUGCAAUUUUCCCGCCGGAGUCUGGGUCAGCUGCACCUUUCCCUAUUGCGCAGGCGCAGUGCCACUGACACAGCAUGGACGUGGUGGUUAUUCUGUGUUUGGCGGUGGUGGUCCUAGUACCGUGCGUCUUCUGGGUUUGGCACGUUUCCGAACGAAUGAAGAGUCAGGUGCAGCCUGGCCUGUUGGGAAGAGGAAGCCGGACCCUCCUAGUGAUCGCGCACCCCGACGAUGAAGCCAUGUUCUUUGCUCCCACUUUGCUAGGCUUGGGCCGCCUGAGGCACCUUGUGUUCCUGCUCUGCUUCUCUGCAGGAAAUUACUACAAUCAAGGGGAGAUUCGUAAGAAAGAACUUUUGCGGAGCUGUGAUGUUUUGGGGAUCCCACCCUCCAAUGUAAUGAUUAUUGACAACAGGGAUUUCCCAGACGACCCACGUGCGCAGUGGGACACAGAGCGUGUGGCCAGCGUCCUCCUCCGGCACAUAGAAGUGAAUGACAUUAACCUGGUGGUGACUUUCGAUGCAGGGGGAGUCAGUGGUCACAGCAAUCAUGUCGCCCUGUACACGGCUGUGAGGACCCUACACUCAGAAGGGAAGUUACCCGAAGGGUGCACAGUGCUCACGCUGCAGUCUGUGAAUGUGCUGCGCAAGUACCUCUCCCUCCUGGACCUGCCCUGCUCUCUGCUUCAGGCCCGCGAUGUCCUCUUCGUGCUCACCAGCAAGGAAGUGACACAGGCCAAGAGAGCCAUGUCCUGCCACCGCAGCCAGCUUCUCUGGUUCCGCCGGCUCUACGUGUUCUUCUCCCGGUACAUGAGAAUCAACUCUCUGCACUUCCUCUGAGGCCUGGACGCCCUUUCAGAUCCAAGCAACAAGGAGAGAAAGGACCAGGAAGCCCGGGGCCUGCUCUGGAGCUGGCUAAUCUCGCUGAGCCGCAGGAGAUCCCAGUGGAGGGUGGCCCGCAGAACUCCACUCCUCAGUGCUGGUCAGCCCCAAGGAAAGGGAGGCCAUGCAGGCCACGGACUAUCUCACCUUCAGCGUCUUCCUCUGGGAAAAACCACAACAAACAAAUCCAGACAAACCCAACGGUAAUAGUAGUUACCCUGCCAGCUUCUUCAGUUCUUGUAAAAAACAAUGUCCAUCACGGCACAGUGUGUGUCAGACACCUAGCACGGAGCCGAAGGCAGCCAGCGUCGCUUCUUAGCGAGAAAGAGGGACUGGGGACCAGAAUGAGGCUCAGAUUUAUAAUGAACAGAAACACCUGUUGGGUGGAAGGGGAGCUGGGAUCCUUGGAUUUUCUGUUAUUGGGGAUUAUUUGUCCUUUGUAUCUCCCUGCUCUCUGGAACUCAAAGUCUAGACCACAUUUAAAGAAAGAGAACAUCUGACAUCCUAAAGCUGGUUGUUUCCCCAAUACUCUGGAUCCAAAGCCAGAGAAAUGGGACAGUGCUGCCCUCAUGGCACAGAUACCGAAGCACCCAGGAAAUGCCCGUGUCUCACACAUGUGGGCAUCUCAGGCAAACCAUCAUCGUCUGCUGAUCUGGGAGAAAGUUCUCUGUUGUUAUGUCACUAAGUGGAACCACCCAAGGCCUUCUGUCAACUAGGCCAAGUGCAGAGCUGAAACUUGUGCCCAGAAG
Molecule: messenger RNA, 2465 nt
Organism: Molossus molossus (Pallas's mastiff bat)
Lineage: Eukaryota; Metazoa; Chordata; Mammalia; Chiroptera; Molossidae
Gene: PIGL
Product: phosphatidylinositol glycan anchor biosynthesis class L
Exons: 7
Coding region: 916-1674 (252 amino acids)
Biological process (GO): GPI anchor biosynthetic process
Cellular component (GO): endoplasmic reticulum
Molecular function (GO): N-acetylglucosaminylphosphatidylinositol deacetylase activity
Source: RefSeq, a predicted model, not a curated record